CGCCUGCUGGGGGCGGCCCAGGUGGGGAAGACAUCUCUGAUCAUGGCUCUGGUGGGCGAGGAGUUCCCUGAAGAGGUGCCUCCUCGUGCGGAGGAGAUCACGAUCCCGGCUGAUGUCACCCCUGAGAAGGUCCCCACGCACAUAGUGGACUACUCAGAGUCAGAGCAGACGGAGGAUGAGCUGCAGGAGGAGAUUGCUAAGGCCAAUGUGGUCUGCGUGGUGUAUGAUGUCACCAAGGAGGCCACAAUCGAGAAGAUUCGCACAAAGUGGAUCCCCAUGGUGAAUGGGGGAGUUGAGAAGGGCUCCAGGAUCCCCAUUAUUUUAGUGGGAAACAAGUCCGACCUGCAAGUGGGGAGCUCCAUGGAUGUCAUUCUGCCCAUCAUGAACCAGUUCUCAGAGAUUGAGACCUGCGUGGAGUGCUCUGCCAAGAAUCUCAAGAACAUCUCUGAGCUCUUCUACUAUGCCCAGAAAGCUGUGCUGCACCCCACCGCCCCCCUUUAUGACCCAGAGGAGAAGCAGCUGAAACCUGCGUGCACACGAGCACUGACCCGGAUUUUCAGCCUCUCAGACCAGGAUAACAACCAGAUCCUUAGUGAUGAUGAACUCAACUACUUCCAGAAGUCCUGCUUUGGAAACCCACUGGCUCCCCAGGCUCUGGAGGAUGUGAAGAUGGUUGUGUGGAAGAACACCACAGAUGGGGUGCAGGACAACGGCCUGACGUUGAAUGGCUUCCUCUUCCUCAACACGCUCUUCAUCCAGAGGGGCCGGCACGAGACCACCUGGACCAUCCUUCGCCGCUUUGGCUACGACGACGAGCUGGCGCUGACAGAUGACUAUCUCUACCCACAGUUCCGCCUUCCCCCCGGCUGCUCCACAGAGCUCAACCACUUGGGCUACCAGUUCCUGCAGCGGCUGUUUGAGAAGCAUGACAAGGACCAGGACGGAGCCCUGUCACCCACAGAGCUGCAGAACUUCUUCAGCGUCUUUCCCUGUGUGCCCUGGGGCCCCGAGCUCUACAACACGGUAUGCACCACUGAUAAAGGCCUGCUUUCCCUGCAUGGAUUCCUCUGCCAGUGGACGCUCGUGGCUUACCUGGAUGUGCAGCACUGCCUGGAGUGCCUGGGCUACCUGGGCUACCCCAUCCUCUCGGAGCAGGACUCCCAGACACAAGCCCUCACGGUGACCCGGGAGAAGAGGAUUGACCUGGAGAAAGGCCAGACCCAGAGAAACGUUUUCCUCUGCAAGGUGCUGGGAGCCAGGGGCGCAGGCAAGUCCGCCUUCCUGCAGGCCUUCCUCGGCAGGAGCCUCGCGGCCCAAAGAGAGAACCCAGGAGAACCAUCCCUCUACACCAUCAACACGGUGCAGGUCAACGGUCAGGAAAAGUAUCUUAUACUGUAUGAGGUCAGCACUGACACGAAGUUCGUGAAGCCGUCGGAUGCAGCCUGCGAUGUCGCCUGCUUCAUCUAUGACCCGAGUGACCCCAAAUCCUUCAGCUACUGUGCCAGUAUUUAUAAGCAACACUACAUGGACAGCCAGAUCCCCUGCGUCUUUGUGGCCUCCAAGACAGACCUGCCAGAAGCGAGUCAGCAGCCCGGGCUCUCCCCCGCCGAGUUCUGCUACAAGCACUGCCUCCCACCGCCCUUCCUCUUCUCCUGCCACGGACAGGGUCCGCCCAGCACCACAAUCUACACCAAACUGGCCACCGCUGCCACCUUCCCCCACUUGAAUGCCGUGGAGCUGGGAGCCGCAUCCUUCUGGCUCCGGGUGGCCCUGGGGGCCGCGGUGACUGCUCUGGUAGGGUUCACGCUGUACCGUGUGCUAGCCAAGAACAAAUGAGUCUCUCUCCACCCCGUCCUCCCCGUGACACCAGCCUCCCCAUCCCCAUUGACGCCCCAGUGAGGGGCCCUGCCUCAAGCUGGUCCCUGCUGGGAAGUCCUCCCUUCCCCCCAGCCUGGAUUGCAGGACCAGUAAAACAGGACUUCCCAGCACCAGCAGGAUAGACCCCCUGACACUGGCCAGCCUCACCUAACGGCCUCUGCAGCCUCCUGGCCCUUGUGGCUCCUGCCCAGCCACAGCAGCCAGAGCCAGGUAGCUCUGCAUGGGGAGCUCUGCCAGCAGCUGGAGGAUCACCCUCAUCUUUUUAUUCUGUUUGUCUUUUUUUUUAACGUUUGUUUUUAAGCUCAAACAUGAGUGUUUCAGUAUUUGUUAGGCUGGGUACAUCCCUUCCCCCGAGGGUUGUGCUGGUGCCUUCAAUUUGGGGGGCACAACAGUCCCAGAGCCCCUGAGGCCCCCAGCAGCAGCAGCAGAGCGUUAAUGGGCUCAUGGCUUCAGCCCCCCGGGGCACACCUCCAGCCCCGGCCCUGUUUCCCUCUGCCAGUGGGAAUGGAAGUGGUGGAGGGCCAGGUGCUUACACCCCGAAAGCCCCUGUGUUCUGGGGACACUCCUGGCCCCUCCUGCUGGAAUGCUGUGGCUGCAGCCCCCAGGCUUGGGCUUCGAGAGGGGAGGGAGUGAUACUCGGGACUUGUCCCAUGAUCCUCUCUCGUUUCUGCUCAAAGAUACUGGAGUCCUGCAGCAUUCCAGCCUCUCAGCCCAUCUGCCCUUCUCCCCUGCCCAGCUGCAUGUCCCGUCCCCUUCCCAGCUCUGCCCUGGCCACCAGUAUUCAUGGCCACCAGUAUUUGCAGGGCCCCAGGAGCCCUGGUAUGCUGGGGAGGGCUGCGAGGGGGUCGGGUGUCUGCUGCGCUCCCCAGGGUAGGCUGCAGUCCUCUCCUGGCAGUGCCAUUGCUGAGCUGGUGCCACGCUGGCACAUGGCCCGGUCCUGCUGUCCCCUCCACAGAGCCCUGGCCACACAGGCUGGCCCAGCCUGCAGGGCUCUGGGUGUUGCAUCUCCUUCUACAACUGGAAGCUCUUUCCUCACCUGCCUCCUGCCCACACCCGAGCCAAUGUUUGCUGCUGGGCAGCUGCUGUGACUUCAGCUCAGCGCAGAUCUGGGGCCAGAGUCUCACAGCGUCCCUGUCUUCCUGAGUCCCAAAGAGCGAGGCCAGGCUGUGCUGGCCCCUGCACUUGGCUUCCACCUGUCCCUGGGCUCCCACCUUUCCAGUGCCACCAGUCUUCGGCUUUUCGAGCACACUCAGGGUAGGUUUCUUUGCAGGCAGCUGGUGGGGCAGCACUGAGGUAACAGCUGGAGGUGCUUUUCUGUAUGUUUUGUCUAUUUAAACUUUUUAUUGUGGCCUGGAGCCAGUGAGGGGUUGAGAAGUCGCUGGGCGGCAGCCAGCAUCUAUUUCUUACAGGGGCAGUCCCAGGGUGGUGCCCCCAUCCUGCUGGUGCCCGGUCCCCAGUGCUGGCCGGCCGGGGGGUCCCUGCCUAUGCCGGAGCCGCUCUGCCAGUCUGGCACCCGCUGCCGCCCCGCUCGCUGCUGGCUGUGCUUCGUGGCACUGCCAGGGCCCCAUCCCUGGUGUUUCUGUAUCCCUUCUCCGUGCCCGAGCCCACCGUGCACGGCUCUGCUAGCCAUGCCCGCAUCAGGUGGUGUGACCUCACUCCUGGAACUGGUCUGUGUCUGGCAAAGCCAUACCUUUUUAGGAGGUUUGUUCUCUACAUCAAAAUAAAUUUUUACACACCUUC
This is a messenger RNA of Athene cunicularia (burrowing owl), 3618 nucleotides long. It is a transcript of the gene RHOT2, whose product is annotated as ras homolog family member T2. Gene Ontology annotation, molecular function: GTPase activity; calcium ion binding; GTP binding. Gene Ontology annotation, biological process: mitochondrion organization; small GTPase-mediated signal transduction; regulation of mitochondrion organization. Lineage: Eukaryota; Metazoa; Chordata; Aves; Strigiformes; Strigidae. Gene Ontology annotation, cellular component: mitochondrial outer membrane. The coding region runs from base 43 to 1836 and encodes 597 amino acids. The transcript is spliced from 20 exons. The record is from RefSeq and is a predicted model, not a curated record.